CUCUGAAAUAUACAUAUAUGCUAUUCAUACAUCUGUGUAUAAAGAUAAGAACACCCGAAGCUUUCAACAAUGCUCAGGACUGUUAUCUCUGUUCAUGACGGCCCUUUGUAUUAGUUCUGACAACAGCUCUAAAUGGAUUGCUCAAUUGUCUCCAACAACUUUGUGACAUCAUAAAAGAACACUGAAAGUUCUGCGGCUCUCCAGCGUACGAGAAGAAGUCACGUCAUUUCAGAGGCCCAUCUUGGAAUGGGCUUGAAUGAAGCCAGAGGCUAGAAGGUGGAGCUCAGAUAUAUGAUGCUCAGCCACCUCAUACAUAUCGGUUAGGGGCUGUCUUGGGCAUCAUGGAUGAUGCAGAGGUUCUGAAAAGGAGAGGCUAUGUUAUGGGAAUCAAUCUUGGCGAAGGAUCCUAUGCAAAGGUGAAGUCGGCCUACUCAGAUCGGCUGAAAUGUAAUGUGGCAGUCAAGAUCAUCGAUAAGAAGAAAGCGCCACGGGAUUUCCUGGAAAGGUUUCUUCCCCGAGAGAUUGAGAUGUUGGCCAGAGUGAAGCACCAAGCCAUCAUCAAGACUUAUGAGAUAUUUGAGACCUCAGAUGGGAAAGUCUACAUUGUGACCGAACUUGGGGUACAAGGAGACUUGCUGGAGUUCAUCAAGAGGCGAGGAGCUCUCCCGGAAGAUGUCGCUCGGAAGAUGUUCCGCCAGUUAGCAGGGGCUAUCAAGUACUGCCAUGAGUUGGACAUUGUCCACCGGGACUUGAAGUGCGAGAACCUUCUGUUGGAUAAAGAGUUCAACAUCAAAUUGACAGACUUUGGCUUCUCUAGACGCGUGGCUCGUGAUGAAGAAGGCCGGGUCAUGCUCAGUAAAACCUUCUGUGGAUCUGCAGCCUAUGCAGCCCCAGAGGUGCUGCAAGGGAUCCCUUACCAGCCUAAGAUUUAUGACAUAUGGAGCAUGGGCGUUGUCCUCUUCAUCAUGGUUUGCGGCUCCAUGCCUUACGACGACUCAAACAUAAAAAAAAUGCUCAAGCUUCAGAAGGAACACCGGGUGCACUUCCCCCGGUCCAAAGUGCUGACAAUCGAAUGCAAGGAUCUCAUUUACCGCAUGCUUCAACCCGAUGUCUCCCGCCGAUUGUGUAUCGAUGAGGUUUUGAUGCAUGUCUGGAUGCAAGAACCCAAAUCCAUUUCGGACACCACACUGGCAAAAACUGGCGAGACUUCUCAUCAGAACCAGAUGCGGGCCUUAUACGGCAAAGAAACGGGCGCUGAACCCUCAGACAACGAACAAGUGAUUCAAGAAGAAAGGCAUAUUGAUAUGGAUAAACUCUCUGAGCAUGUGCAAAAGCCCUCAGUCUGAACAGGCCAGAGACCUCGCAACAACCCAAAGAUGAUGGACAGUGGCUAUCUGCGGCUCAUCUUGAAAGGUCUCUAUGCUAAAAAAAAUAACAAAGGGAAAAAACAUUGUGAAAGAGAUUAGGGAAGAAAAUAGGGAAGAAUGCUUUUUCCAACAUCAAGCGCUUUCAGAUUUCCAUCCUGGAAACCACCAAAAAGCCCAUAAACAUCUGCCCUGCUCCAAGUCUCCACAUUUAUGAGUGGAUCAACAUUGGAAAGAGAGAAAUUGGCUCUCCCCCUCUUCCCUGUGUUCAUCUUCUCAAAACUGAAAAUAAAAUCACCUGUAGAUUGAUUUUGCUGUAAUCUGUCGGGCCUGAUGGGCCCGAUGUUUUUGUGAGGUCUUUUGCAUUGCAUCCCACCAGCCAGAAACCUAAAAAGUGAAACGCUAACUGUCCUCUUUCCUUUGAAUUAUCAGCAACAUUGAAAUACACAUUUUUGCCAGAUUAAAAAAAUAUAUACCAAUAUAAUAGUGGGAUUUCCAAUAUAAUAGUGAUGCUGGUGAAAUAAAGUUUUUAGGAGAUAUAAAUAAAAUGCAUCUAUUAUUUUA
Messenger RNA from Anolis carolinensis (green anole), 1928 nucleotides. Its product is annotated as testis-specific serine/threonine-protein kinase 1-like. The record is from RefSeq and is a predicted model, not a curated record. Bases 342 to 1346 code for a protein of 334 amino acids. Gene Ontology annotation, biological process: protein phosphorylation; intracellular signal transduction. Gene Ontology annotation, cellular component: cytoplasm. Gene Ontology annotation, molecular function: protein serine/threonine kinase activity; ATP binding. Lineage: Eukaryota; Metazoa; Chordata; Lepidosauria; Squamata; Anolidae. The transcript has a single exon.